AAAAAGAAAAGAAGGGAGGUAACCCCGUACUACUAGACAGUUGUUAGUUGCCGAGGAACAUCGUGGAAGCAUGUUGUCCCGCAAUCUUGUCGCAGGUUUCCUCUUCCUGGUUUGUUUAUUAAAUCUAAUUAAGGCCGAAGCCGAUGUGAAAGAACAGAGUUCGGAGGCAAAAGAUACAGCGGAAAAAGUCCAAGUAGACGAUGAAAAAAUUGAAUAUGCUCGGGGUUCAGUUUGCGGCUACUGUGAAUAUUGUAAGUUCUGCAGCCUCUGUGAUAAAGACUGCCCCUGUUUAGUAUCUCCUCAGAAACCCAAUUGCGAAAUGUGUAAAUAUUGUAAAUACUGCUAUCUUUGUUCAGCUGUCUGUGACACCUUCUGUAAACCUGGUGGAUAUGUUGAUAAAGUAUCAGCUGCUAUCAUCAGUGCAUUGCCAUUCCAUGACACCAAGGAAAUUAACAAAGAUAUUCACUCAAUGAAGAAGUGGAUUGACAAAACUAAAGAAGAACUUUAAUUUAAUGUCUGUUUCUUGUGUGUCUUGUACAUUCAUACAUGUUGAUGACACAGUUAUCAGAUAUAUGUAUGUGUUUUUGUGAAAAAAUAACAUUGCAUGUUCUAGGAAUAUAAAAUGUUGUUCUUGUUUAGUCACCCUGUCACUUUUACUAAUUAUACAGAAUGAUCUUGCAAAGAAAAUCACAGAACUUCCCUCGAAGUAACGGGAAGUUUGUAUUUCACUUGUUUUCCAUCAGUCACUCUCCACAAUAAGCUGACAAACCAUUUACCGUUCACUUGGUCAGUGGUUUGAGACAUUUUAAACACAGAUUUGUCGUAAUCAUUUUUCUACUUUACAUUGUUGGAGAUUUUCAUAUCUUAACUUAUUGAGAAUAUUUGUAUUUUUAUUAUCAUCAGUUGUUGUCAUUUAGCCCUAGGCCCUUAAAUGAUCAGACAGGCCUAUGGUCAAAAACAUUCUAUUUAUGGCUAUCCUGUUUGUUUUCUAUAUCUAGGGUACAUUGUCCAAUUCAUUUUUUUUUUGUCUUUCUUUUUUUCGAGAUGGUAGAAUGUGAUUGGAAGGAGAAUUUAUAGUUGUUUGAGACGGUGGGUCGCAGAACUAGUAGAGCAACAGAAAAAAGACGAUUUGUGAUGCUAACUUGCAUUUCCUCUUUACUUUCUGAGUUCGAAUGCUGCCGAUAUCAACUUCGCAUUUCAUCCAUUCAGGAUCGAUUCAACAAACACCGGUCAAGCACUGGAGUUUACUUAAUCAACCGAUCCUUUCCCCACCAAAAAAUGUGGCCAUGUGCCUAUCUUAGAAAUCAUUCAUUAUAGUAAUUGUUGUUUUUUUUAAAUACUGUUUAUCUGGAGAUAUGAUCUUUGUUCUGUUAUGUUCACCAUACAUUUUUUACUAACCAGACAAACUUACCUGUUCAUUGUCUCACCUUAAGGGACAACGAACAGGCCAGUGGAAGAUACUGGUCUAGCUGCUGUGUAAUAUUCUCUUCAUUUGACUGAAGAAAACUAUUUCUAACUACAUUCCUUUUUUUUUUACUUUUCUUAAAGAUUGUAUUAUUAAACUACUAAAAACAA
This is a messenger RNA of Octopus sinensis (East Asian common octopus), 1575 nucleotides long. RefSeq names its product sarcoplasmic reticulum histidine-rich calcium-binding protein. The coding region runs from base 71 to 508 and encodes 145 amino acids. Lineage: Eukaryota; Metazoa; Mollusca; Cephalopoda; Octopoda; Octopodidae. The transcript is spliced from 5 exons. Gene Ontology annotation, molecular function: calcium ion binding. The record is from RefSeq and is a predicted model, not a curated record.